GAAAUUCGCAGAUUUUACGUUUCAGUUUCGUGCAAAACGUGGAAGCGGCUGGUCAGCUGAAAGCACAAAGAAAAACUGAAAGGAAAAAAACACUCAAGAAAAUUCACUAAAAGCGGCUAGAAAAAUCGCAAAAAAAAAUAAAUAUAUUAACUAGAAAACCAAACGCGGAUGUCUGUCACAAGUUUAAAUUAAUAACUCAAAAUUUAUUUUCAAAUUAUAAAAGAUUUAAAAAUUUGCAUAUUGCAAUUGUUAAAUGCAGUCAGCAGACUCCGGCUAAGCGCGGCCUGGUGUAUUUGGCAAUAAACCGGAUAUUCUAGAUCUCCCGAUUGCCGUUGUCAUCGUCAAUUGAGUUAACUGAAACAAAAAGCAAGCCGAAAGAGUUGUAAAUCAAAAAGCGGUACAAUUGUCCAUAAGUAAAGACAACAACAAAAAAGCGGGCAAAAAGUGACACAAAUAAACGUUGUAAAAAAAACUCCGUUGUAUUGUCUUCAAUCUGUAGCAAAUUGUGGCUAUAUGCAUACACCUAUAUACACCUAUACCCAGCUACCUAUCUCUGUGACCAGCUGAGCAGCGUUGAGUGUUAAGUUUAUUUCUGUUUGCGGGCAAAAAAAUAAAAAUAAAAAGUCGGCGGAAAAACGAAGAAAAGAUCGUGCAUGCUAAAGUAACAUAUUUAUUUUUAACAAUUUCGCAAGCGUUCAAAUUUUGCUCCAGCGAAAAAAAAAUCAUAUAUGUAUCUAUAUCUAUGAUACUGAACUGUAUCGUCAGACAGACAGACAGAUAGACGAAAAAAGCGAUCGUUAGGAGAACCAAAGCAAACCAAAACAACAACAAAAAGCGGCGGCAAAAGUCAACGUAGAAAUCGGGACGCGAGGCAACAGAAGCUGUUAAAAAUUAGACGAAAACAAAAACAGUAUCAGUAACAACAGCAACAGCAACAACAACAACCACACUUAUAGUAGCAACAACAAGGGUAGCAGUGGCAGCGGCAGUGACAACAAUUGCAACAAUGUCGACAGCAACUUGCGCACGAUUCUGCACACCGUUGACAGGCGGCAACAAGACGACGUCAGUGGCGUCGAAAGGCGGCUCCACUUCAAAAUUGACAGCAGGAAGCGGAAAUGGCAUGACGUCAUCGUCAGUGCUGCAGCAACACAAAAAGAAACAGAUUCCAACAAAUGCAACAAAUGCCACAAAUGACAUGAACACAGAGGCAACAUUCACAUUCAAAUUGGGCCGUGCCUCAAAUGGCGGCAAUGUCAAUGGUGGCAGUCACAGUGUCGCCUCAAGUGAAUCAUCAGAUCCCUUGGAGUCCGAUUAUAGUGAGGAAACUGAAGAAGAGGAACAGCAGCAGCAACAGCAACAUCAACAACAACAGAAGAAACAACCACAAUCCAAACAUGUCAGUGUCAGCAGUCGCAGCAGCAGCAGUGCAACAACAACAUCUGUGGACAAUGAUGGGGAUGAUGUGGACGAUGAGGAGAAUGGAGAAGAUGGGGAUGGUCAUGAUACGGAUGAUGUGACCAACAACGAUGAUUCCGAUGAGAGCGAACAGGAUGAUGGCAAUGAGACGGAUGACGAGGAGACUGACGAUGAUUCCGAGGAAAGCAGCAGCGUUCAGACCGCAAAGGGUGUUCGCAAAUAUAUCCUAGACGAUUACCAGAUCAUCAAAACUGUCGGCACUGGCACCUUUGGACGUGUUUGCCUUUGUCGCGAUCGCAUUUCCGAAAAAUACUGUGCCAUGAAGAUUUUGGCCAUGACUGAAGUCAUCCGCCUCAAGCAGAUUGAACAUGUCAAGAAUGAGCGAAACAUAUUGCGAGAAAUCCGACAUCCGUUUGUGAUCAGCCUAGAAUGGUCUACAAAGGAUGAAUCUAAUCUCUACAUGAUCUUUGAUUAUGUUUGCGGCGGUGAGCUGUUUACAUAUCUGCGCAAUGCUGGCAAAUUUACUAGUCAAACUUCAAACUUCUAUGCGGCUGAAAUAGUCAGUGCCUUGGAAUAUCUACACUCACUCCAAAUUGUCUAUAGGGAUCUGAAGCCUGAGAAUUUAUUAAUCAAUCGCGAUGGACAUUUGAAGAUCACCGAUUUCGGUUUUGCCAAAAAGCUGCGCGAUCGCACCUGGACAUUAUGCGGCACACCUGAGUAUAUAGCACCUGAGAUAAUUCAGUCAAAAGGACACAACAAAGCCGUCGAUUGGUGGGCGUUGGGUGUUCUCAUAUAUGAAAUGCUUGUGGGCUAUCCACCUUUCUACGAUGAACAGCCUUUUGGCAUCUAUGAGAAGAUUUUGAGCGGAAAAAUUGAAUGGGAACGUCACAUGGAUCCCAUUGCUAAAGACUUGAUUAAAAAGUUGCUGGUGAAUGAUAGAACCAAGCGACUGGGCAAUAUGAAGAACGGCGCCGAUGACGUUAAAAGGCAUCGCUGGUUCAAGAACUUGAAUUGGAAUGACGUCUACAAUAAGAAGCUAAAGCCACCAAUUAUGCCUGAUGUGCAUCACGAUGGGGAUACGAAAAAUUUUGAUGAUUAUCCCGAGAAGGAUUGGAAACCCGCCAAGGCAGUAGACCAAAGAGAUUUGCAGUUGUUUAAUGAUUUUUAAAAAUGAACUAAACAAAACAAUUUAAAUAAAUAUGUAUAUAUACGUACAUAUAUAAAAUUUGUAUGAUUUGCUGUGGCAAAUACAUUAAUUAUUCAUUAUUUAUACUUGCAAUUAAUGUUAAAAGUGCUGUGCAAAACAUAAAAGCAAUGAUAUCUAUGGUACACACAUAUACAUAUAAAAUAUAUGCCUAAUAUACGAUUCUAUUUAUGAUAAGCCUAAGUUUAUGCCCAUAAUGUUAUGUCUAGCGUGAGACGUCUAUAAUUAUCAUUAUCAUUAUUAUUAUUAUAAUUAUAAUUAUUAUGUUUAAUUGUUUAAUGUUCAAGUGCUGGCUGCAAAUGCAAGCAAAUCAUACAUACAACAAAAUUAAUUAUUGUUAAACAACCCAAAACCGAAACAACAACAACAACAACCAACCAACCAUAAAGAAAAUUAACGUAAAACGUUGAAUAAAGUGAUAGAAACUCAAUACACGUGUGUGUA
Messenger RNA from Drosophila innubila, 3067 nucleotides. It is a transcript of the gene Pka-C3, whose product is annotated as cAMP-dependent protein kinase catalytic subunit 3. Lineage: Eukaryota; Metazoa; Arthropoda; Insecta; Diptera; Drosophilidae. The record is from RefSeq and is a predicted model, not a curated record. Bases 1007 to 2587 code for a protein of 526 amino acids. The transcript is spliced from 8 exons. Gene Ontology annotation, biological process: protein phosphorylation. Gene Ontology annotation, molecular function: ATP binding; protein serine/threonine kinase activity.